AUGGAGGCGGAGGCCUGUGAAUGCUCCCAGUUCAUUCUGCAGAGCCUCACGUCCUCCUGGUUAGAUCAGGACGUACAUCCCAAGCUUGAGCUCCGGGCUGCUUCACAGCGGCCAGGCUCUCGCUGUGCUGUGGCUGCUGCGCUGAGCCAGCCGGAGCUUCACUGUGAAGCUGUGCAGGCAGUUCCCCUUUCCAGGGAAGACAAACGAUUUCUCCUCGCCCAGGAGGUGGGUAGAAAUUCCCUCUCACUUUUCCCCUGCCAGCCGUUGCUGCAGGAGCAUCCUGGCGUGGCCUGCUCCCGGCAGGGACCCUCCAUCGUGACCCCUCCUAAGGACAUCUGGAAUGUGACGGGAGCACAGAUCUACCUGAGCUGUGAAGUCAUAGGCAUUCCAACCCCUGUCCUCAUCUGGAACAAGAUAAUUCGGGGACAGUAUGGUGUCCAGAGGAUGGAGCUUCUGCCUGGGGACCGGGAAAACUUGGCUAUCCAGACCCGAGGGGGUCCUGAGAAGCACGAAGUGACCGGCUGGGUGCUCAUAUCUCCUCUGAGCAAAGAAGAUGCUGGAGAAUAUGAAUGUCAUGCAUCAAAUGCCAAAGGAGAGGCAACAGCUUCUGCAAAAAUCCACGUUGUGGAAACUCUGCAUGAAAUAGCCCUGACCAAAGACGAUGGUGCUGAGCUGUGAUGUGAGGACUAUCACUACGCACAGUUUUAAGUUAGUAUUUUAGAAAGCUGCAAUCUUUGGCUUUUUCUAGCUCACUAAUUAUUCCCUCUUAACUCCCUUAUUCUUUGAUUACCAAUUUGCUUGCACACUUUCACAAAUAAAGAGGAUUCACAAGUUUGAUUACAAAUUUUAAUUCUAUUUACAGAAAAUAAACAUACUUUUGAACAGCA
Molecule: messenger RNA, 887 nt
Organism: Balearica regulorum gibbericeps (East African grey crowned-crane)
Lineage: Eukaryota; Metazoa; Chordata; Aves; Gruiformes; Gruidae
Source: RefSeq, a predicted model, not a curated record